AUGCCUCCAACAACCAAUCUCUUGCUCAUUCUCAUCAGCAUAAGCAUAUUUCCAUUCUUCACAAAUGGUGCACUACAACCCCAGCAUCAGCAUGCUCAUGGCGGCGGCUGCAUCCCGGCCGAGAGGGCCGCCUUGCUCUCCUUCAAAGAGGGCGUUACAAGCAACAACACCAACCUCCUCGCCUCUUGGCAAGGACAGGACUGCUGCCGGUGGAGAGGAGUCAGUUGCAGCAACCGAACAGGCCAUGUCAUCAAGCUUCGACUUCGCAAUCCGAAUGUGACGCUCUACGCCUAUGGAGAUGAAGAUGCCAAUGCUUUGUUCGGCGAGAUAAGUCCCUCUCUACUUUCCUUGAAGCAUCUAGAGCACCUGGACCUUAGCAUGAACUGUUUACUAGGGCCAGAUGGACAAAUUCCUCAUUUUCUGGGCUCCAUGGUGAACUUGAGAUACCUUAACCUCUCUGGCAUACCAUUCAAUGGUAGAGUGCCUUCUCAGCUUGGUAAUCUGUCUAAGUUGCAGUAUCUUGACCUUGGCCAAGAUACUGGUUAUCCUGGGAUGUACUCAACAGACAUCACCUGGUUAACAAAGUUGCAUAUCCUGAAGUUCCUUAGCAUGAGUGGUGUGACGCUCUCAGGGAUAGUUGAAUGGCCUCAUACCCUGAAUAUGAUUCCGCCUCUGAGGGUUAUUGAUCUUUCUUGGUGUCAACUUGAUAGUGCAAACCAAUCACUUCCACACCUUAAUCUCACAAAACUUGAGAAGCUUGACCUGUCAGGAAAUGAUUUUGAGCACUCACUUGGAUCUGGUUGGUUUUGGAAAGCAACAAGCCUCAAGUACCUCGGUCUUGGGGAGAACAGACUAUCCGGUCAGUUGCCUGACACACUAGGAAACAUGACCUACCUUCAAGUCCUUGAUAUUUCAGAUAACGGGACCACGGACAUGAGGAUGACAGGAAACCUGGAGAAUCUUUGCAGUUUGGAAAUCCUUGACAUCUCCAUUAAUGGGAUAAAUGGAGACAUAGCAGUGUUGAUGAAGAGUUUGCCACAAUGCACACGGAAAAAAUUGCAGCAGCUGGAUUUAGCUAGCAACAAUUUCACUGGAACUCUGCCAAAUUUUAUCAGUGAUUUCACCAGGUUGAGCAUACUAAGCAUCUCCUAUAACAGCCUUGUUGGACCUAUACCACCACAGCUUGGGAAUUUGACAUGUCUAACAUCUCUUGAUCUCAGCAACAAUCACCUCACUGGAAGCAUACCAACUGAAUUCGGGGCCCUUACUACUUUGACUUCUUUGUGCAUAUACUGUAAUGGCCUCACCGAGAGUAUACCAGCCGAGCUUGGGAAUUUGAGGUAUUUAACUACUCUUGAACUCUGGGGCAACGAAAUUACUGGAUCUAUACCAACACAGCUUGGGAAUCUGACAUCUCUAACCUCCCUUGACCUCAGCAACAAUCACGAAAUUACUGGAUCUAUACCAACACAGCUUGGGAAUUUGACAUCUCUAGCCUCCCUUGACCUCAGCAACAAUCUCCUCACUGGAAGUAUACCAGCCGAGGUUGGGAAAUUGAUGUAUUUGACUACAAUUGACAUGUCCAGAAAUCAUCUCAACGGAAGUGUACCCAUUGAAAUAGGUUCUCUUAUUAAUCUGAUUUCUCUGGACCUAAGCAACAAUAGAUUUACUGGUGUGAUCACAGAAGAACACUUCGCAAAUCUAACAAGUUUAAAGGAAAUAGACUUGUCUUCCAACAAUUUGAACAUUCUACUAAAUUCAGAUUGGCGUCCUCCCUCUACACUGGAAUCUGCAGGGUUUGCAUCUUGCCAGAUGGGUCCUUUGUUUCCACCUUGGCUUCAGCGGCUGAAAACCAAUGGACUUGACAUUUCAAGCAAUGCUCUAAAGGGCAAGUUUCCUGAUUGGUUUUGGUCCGCAUUUUCACAUGCCAACUAUCUGAACAUCUCUAACAACCAAAUAAGUGGCAGCUUGCCAACACAUAUGGAUGGCAUGGCUUUCAAAGAACUCUAUCUCGGUUCGAACCGGCUUACUGGACCAAUACCUACCUUUCCAACAAAUAUCACCAAGUUAGACAUCUCCAACAAUACCUUUUCAGAAACAAUACCAUCAAAUCUUGAAGCCUCACAACUUGAAGUAUUGUCUAUGCAUUCAAAUCAAAUUGGUGGCUACAUUCCAGAAUCUAUUUGCAAAUUGCAACAGCUGGCGUAUCUGGAUUUGUCGAACAACAUUUUGGAGGGUGAGAUUCCACAAUGUUUUGACAUCUUCAACAUAGAAUUUCUUAUACUCGGCAACAACAGUUUAUCAGGAAAAAUCCCAACAUUUUUGCAGAACAACACGGAUAUGAAGUUCUUGGAUUUAGCAUGGAAUAAGUUCUCUGGAAGAUUACCCACAUGGAUAGGAAAGCUGGUGAACUUACGUUUUCUCAUACUGGGCCACAAUAAAUUUUCCGAUAAUAUUCCAGUCGGCAUAACAAAGCUGGGGUAUCUUCAAUACUUGGAUCUAUCAGGCAAUAGCUUCUCUGGUGCAAUACCUUGGCAUCUGUCGAAUCUGACAUUUAUGACAACAUUACAAGAGGAAUUAACGGAUAUGCAUGUUGAUGUUGAAUACGAAAGAAACAUGAUAGUUUUUCCAAGGUACACAAUUGGAGCUGAUCGCCUAGGACAAAUAUUGUCAGUAAAUACAAAAGGGCAGCAGCUUAUCUAUGGUAGAACACUUGCAUAUUUUGUGGGCAUUGAUUUAUCAUGCAACUCCUUGACUGGUGAAAUUCCUACAGACAUCACUUUGCUUUCUGCACUAAUGAAUUUGAAUUUAUCAUCGAACCAGUUGAGUGGACAAAUUCCAAACAUGAUUGGCGCCAUGCAGUCAUUAGAAUCACUCGACCUCUCUCGGAAUAACCUUUCUGGUGAAAUCCCAUCGAGCUUGUCAAGUCUGACAUCUCUGAGCUACCUGAACCUGUCCUACAACAGUUUGUCUGGAAGGAUACCAUCUGGCCACCAACUUGACACCCUCAAUACUGAAAACCCGUCAAUUAUGUACAUCGGCAACAAUGGACUUUGUGGGCCUCCUGUCCAUAAGAAUUGUCCAGGAAAUGAUCCUUCCACUAGUAGCGAUCUGGAAAGAAGCAAGGAAGAAUUUGACCCACUGACCUUUUACUUUGGUCUUGUACUGGGAUUUUUGAUGGGGCUCUGGAUGGUGUUUUGUGCACUGCUGUUCAAGAAGACAUGGAGAGUUGCUUAUUUCCGCCUCUUCGACAAGGUGUACGAUCAAGUCUAUGUAUUUGUGGCUGUGAAGUGGGCAAGCUUCGGAAAGAACACAGAUGCAGAAUAA
Molecule: messenger RNA, 3327 nt
Organism: Triticum turgidum subsp. durum (durum wheat)
Lineage: Eukaryota; Viridiplantae; Streptophyta; Magnoliopsida; Poales; Poaceae
Source: the annotation of a GenBank genome assembly